GGGUAAUGGUGGAGAUUUCCCCUCGUGAAUGCUGCUGUUUUCACGGUAGGACAUUGCCUCGUAAAUCCUAAUCAUUGAAUAAAACCCGGGAGACUCGUUGAAGAUCUGCAGAGCUCCAGAUCUAACGGAUGACACCAUUCGUAUGGACCAGGGAAUGUUUACAGGGUAGCUCCCGAAGACCGUUAAGAUCCUAGGAGUAAGUAAAUUAGUCUAUGAAAGAGCUUCGACAGAUUCCGACGGGUAUCGGAGCGGACGUCAGGAAGAGAGCAAAGUUUAAACAAAAACUAUUAAAAUGAGUUCUAACUAGAUCCGAGAAUUCUCAGGUGGUAGCCUCUCUUUUCUCUCUCUUUCGCGGUGUGGUAACGAAUCGGCGUCUGAAGGUCUGUCUGCCAUUUGCCAACACCGUCCCCACGUGUUCUCUCCUCUCCUGCGGCCGCCGCGGCCGCCGUGACCCUGCUCCUCAGCCGCGCACAAACGACUGGCAGCGGAGCGCCCCCAGACUCUCUUGGUAUCGGAUGCAGGAGCCUGUGCGUAAGAACUCAGACUUGGAGUCACUCAAGAAAAGGUUGAGCAACUGUUAUCCCCAAACAGAAAGGAAACUCAUGCAUCAGAAAAGGUGACUCCAACAUACCCAAAGAAUAUGGCUGCGCAAAUACCAGAAUCCGAUCAGAUAAAACAGUUUAAGGAAUUUCUUGGAACCUACAAUAAACUUACAGAAACCUGCUUUUUGGACUGUGUUAAAGACUUCACAACAAGAGAAGUGAAACCUGAAGAGACCACGUGUUCAGAGCAUUGCUUACAGAAAUAUUUAAAAAUGACACAAAGAAUAUCCAUGAGAUUUCAGGAAUAUCAUAUUCAGCAGAAUGAAGCUCUAGCAGCCAAAGCAGGACUCCUUGGCCAACCCCGCUAGAGGUGGAUGGACUGGGGUGUGAUGUUGCCCUGGAAUGAGGAUUCACUUGACAGAAGGCCUCGAGAGCAAAAGCCCCCGUGCCCCACGGUCUGGGAAAUGGGAACCACUGGAGAACCAACUGCUGUGGACCAGGCGUCAUCAAACAGAAGGUCUGUGCAAUGGAAAUAGUAACAUGCAACACUUGUGGAGGCCUUAAGACUCGCAGCUUGGUCAGUUGAUUAGAAAAAUAAACUAUUGUUUCUUCA
Molecule: messenger RNA, 1155 nt
Organism: Echinops telfairi (small Madagascar hedgehog)
Lineage: Eukaryota; Metazoa; Chordata; Mammalia; Afrosoricida; Tenrecidae
Gene: TIMM9
Product: translocase of inner mitochondrial membrane 9
Exons: 5
Coding region: 641-910 (89 amino acids)
Source: RefSeq, a predicted model, not a curated record